GAUGUGCAAGUUUGUGCAGGAGAAAUCUGGGAGCACGUUUGUGAAGAAGGUGUUUGUACAUUGAAGGGAAACCGUGUAGAAAAGAAGAGAGGACGGCGCCACCUGUAAACCUGCUCAAGUACCUUUUUACGAGGAUGAAAGCACUGUUAGUGUUCAAGUGAUUCAGUUUGCAGCAAGACCAAGAAAAUGUAUCAUGAGAAGACAGUGCUGAUAACAAAUGCAAGACAAACCUGAGCUCCUACCAACAGUACUUUCAUGGUUGGAACCGCCCGCCCCAACCUGCAUUACUGCCCUCGCAGACAGACCCUGAUGAUCACCGGUGCCAUGGGAGCGGUGCGAGUCAACAGAUACAGCAUCGUUUCCACAGAUGAAGAUGCCCUUAAGAUCUCCAGCUUGGGCCUCCACAAUGGCCACAGUCCUCUGACUCAGCAGACAUUGUCAGGGGCCUGUAUGCAAGGUGAGGAGGGAGGAAGAGGAGGAGGAGAGUGUACAGGAAGUGAAGAAAGAAGAGGGGCUUUGUCUCUCAGGGUAAAAAAUGAGCCUAUUGUCCACAACAGCUGCCGGGCUUCACCUUCCUGCCGCCGGGGCCUGGACCUGGGGACUGGCCGCCUGCGCAGCCGCUUUGUGAAGAAGAACGGCCAGUGCAAUAUCGUGUUCAACAACAUGGAGGAUAAGCCACGUCGGUACCUGGCUGACAUUUUCACCACCUGCGUGGACAUACGCUGGCGCUACCUGCUACUCAUCUUCACCUCCACCUUCCUUCUAUCUUGGCUGCUGUUUGGCCUGAUCUUCUGGGGAGUGGCGCUCGCACACGGGGACUUUGACCCUCGCAUACCUGCGAAGGAUGGGGAUUCUCGCAGUACUGUAGAUGCGGGAAAAGAUGAAUGGCGGCCAUGUAUUCUCCACAUCCAGGGCUUCAUUGGGGCAUUCCUCUUCUCCAUAGAGACCCAGACCACCAUUGGAUAUGGUUUCCGCUGCGUCACUGAAGAGUGCCCACUCGCUGUGAUGACUGUGGUGGUGCAGUCCAUAGUGGGCUGCAUUAUUGACUCUUUCAUGAUUGGCACCAUCAUGGCAAAGAUGGUGCGGCCCAAGAAGCGUGCACAGACCUUGCUGUUUUCGCAUCAUGCUGUCGUUGCACUGCGAGAUGGUAAGCUGUGCCUCAUGUGGCGUCUGGGAAACAUGCGAAAGAGCCACAUUGUUGAAGCUCAUGUUCGUGCACAGCUAAUUAAGCCGCACGUGACAGCGGAGGGCGAGUACCUCCCUUUGGAGCAAACAGACAUCGAUGUUGGCUAUGACGAUGGGCUGGAUCGGCUGUUUCUGGUGUCGCCACUGGUGGUGGUCCACGAGAUCAACAAGAACAGUCCUCUGUAUGACCUGAGCUUUACCAACCUGCUGAGCGAGGACUUCGAGAUCGUGGUUAUCCUGGAGGGAAUGGUGGAGGCCACAGCUAUGACCACUCAGGCCCGCACCUCCUACUUAGCCAAGGAGAUUCUGUGGGGCCACCGCUUUGAGCCUGUGGUCUUUGAAAAGGGCGACCGCUACCAUGUGGACUAUUCCCGCUUCCAUGAGACCUAUGAAGUGCCAUCUACUCCUCACUGUAGUGCCAGGGAACUGAGCCAGAUGACGGGUCGUGGCGGGCAGUCCUCAUCCUCCAGCUCGAGUUUCUCCAGGUCUCCAUCACCAUUUGCCCCCAGGGCGGCCCGCCACCUGCUGGGCUCUCACUCCCCCAGCGCUUUCUGCUACGAGAACGAGGUAGCGUUGUGUUGUGGGGACGAUGAGGAGGAGGAGGAUGUAAAGAUGGAGGCGGGAAGCCUGAACAUAAGAAGUGACAGAGAGGUAACGAUGAGAGAUGACAUUCACUUGGGUUUCAAGGAGACAUUUGUGGAGGAGCAGACAGUGGAGAUGCUAUGUGUUCUGGACACAGAGAAUCAGAUCGGCCUUGACAGACUACAGCCCACCCUACCUUUAUACAUCAGCAGAGAGUCAGGAGUUUAAUCAAUGGUAAUGACCGCCCUCCCAUGUGUUUCCUCUCUUUGUGUGCAUCCAACCAAAGCAUUGAACUAGUGUACAAAUACAAAAUGGAGGAUGCAAUUUUGACUGUACAUCUGAUGGAAGAGAAGAAUCUCUUUUGCAGCUGUCACAAACUCCACUCAGCUUUAGUUCAUAACUUGCUCUGGUUUGAGGUAUUGUACACUUUCAGUUUCAGUAACAUCAGUAUUCAUAAAACAGCUCAUCUACUUUGAAACAUAGUAAACAGGUAUUUCUCUCAAACAAGGUUCCCUCAAGAAGUACCUUGGAAAAUGUAUUGGUAUGACCUGUGUAUGAGCUAUACUUAGAUCCAAGCUUUUUGUUCUUGAUUUCCAUUCUUUCUUCCUUUUUUUGUAAAUAUGGUAUGCUUUUGUUUUAAUUUUAAAUGAUCAUACAUCAUAUACAGAUACUUGUUUUGAAAGAAAACUCUAUUUACUUUAAAGGAAGCAUGAUACACAUGCUUGACUUCAACACACUUAUAUUCUUUGCAUACAUUUUUUUCUGUAUUCUGAAAUUCUCUCUUCUAGCUUCUAAAUUUUCACAUCUGAUAAAUUAACAAUUUUAUUUUUUCAUCAUGCAUUCAUGAUUCAUCAGUUUAUUCUACAAUAGUAAACAAAUUCAAAUGAAUUCAAUCCUGAACCGUAGAAACGGCACUCAAAUUUAAGUCACACGUGUACAGAUGAAGAACAAGCACUUUAUCUUUGCUUUUAUCAACCAAUUAAACACUUUGCAAAAGUGCAUUGUUUUGUUGUUCUGUUUUUAAAAAGUCAUACUGUUGAUGCUCAAUUUUUUUGUUUUUUGAGACUCUGUUGCACAUUUACACAGCAGUUGAGUCAUCCAUAUACAUGUUACUUUCAACAUGUUAUUUUGGAUCAAACAUGGGCGGUUGCUCCUUCUCUAUAGCAGGCAUUACUAGAAGAGCUUCUGGGCAAAGCAGGCAACUGCUCUGGGGACCUGCUGUGUGUGCACAUACUGUAUAUGUCGACACACACCAAGGCUAUGAAGGUGUCGAUGCAGGUCAGUUGGUCUCUUUGUCCAACACUUGGUUCCAAUAUCUCAAACAUCUAAAUUUUGCAAAUACAUUCAAACACAUACAAUGAUUGCCACACAGUGUUUCACCGUGACUUCUGUG
Molecule: messenger RNA, 3160 nt
Organism: Scophthalmus maximus (turbot)
Lineage: Eukaryota; Metazoa; Chordata; Actinopteri; Pleuronectiformes; Scophthalmidae
Product: ATP-sensitive inward rectifier potassium channel 12-like
Exons: 3
Coding region: 256-1995 (579 amino acids)
Biological process (GO): regulation of monoatomic ion transmembrane transport; potassium ion import across plasma membrane
Cellular component (GO): plasma membrane
Molecular function (GO): inward rectifier potassium channel activity
Source: RefSeq, a predicted model, not a curated record